GCGUAAGUGUGGUAUAGAAUGUAGGGAUAUGCGCGCAUGCUCUUUGUUAGGGGGAGUGAGAGGAGCAUGAAUGGAGCAAAAUGGCGGAUCAUGUGCAGAGCCUAGCCCAGCUAGAGAUCCUGUGCAAGCAGCUGUAUGAGACCACAGACACCACCACCCGCCUGCAGGCUGAGAAGGCCUUGGUGGAGUUCACCAACAGUCCCGACUGCCUGAAUAAAUGCCAACUCCUGCUAGAGAGGGGAAGUUCAUCCUACUCGCAGUUACUGGCUGGCACAUGUCUCUCCAAACUGGUCUCCCGCACUAGCAACCCACUUCCUUUGGAACAGCGCAUAGACAUCCGGAAUUAUGUUCUUAACUACCUGGCAAGUCGGCCAAAGCUUGCUGCCUUUGUGACCCAAGCAUUGAUCCAGCUCUACGCCAGAAUCACCAAGCUUGGAUGGUUCGACUGCCAGAAGGAAGAUUAUGUCUUUAGGAAUGUCAUCGUAGAUGUGACAAGGUUCCUCCAGGACAGUGUUGAGCACUGCAUCAUAGGAGUGACUAUUCUUUCGCAGCUUACCAAUGAAAUUAAUCAAGCGGACACAACACAUCCCCUGACUAAGCACCGGAAGAUUGCGUCGUCGUUCCGGGACUCCUCAUUAUUCGACAUCUUCACGCUCUCCUGCAAUCUCCUGAAACAGGCCUCGGGGAAGAACUUGAACCUGAACGAUGAGAGCCAGCACGGUCUGCUCAUGCAGCUGCUCAAGCUGGCCCACAACUGCCUCAAUUUCGACUUCAUCGGCACGUCCACGGAUGAGUCCUCCGAUGACCUGUGCACCGUCCAGAUCCCCACCAGUUGGAGAUCAGCGUUUUUGGACUCCUCGACCCUCCAACUGUUUUUUGAUUUGUAUCAUUCCAUCCCUCCUUCCCUUUCUCCCCUGGUUUUGUCUUGCCUAGUUCAAAUAGCAUCCGUACGGCGGUCACUCUUUAACAACGCUGAGAGGGCAAAGUUCCUCUCUCAUCUCGUAGAUGGAGUGAAGAGGAUUCUGGAAAACCCACAGAGUCUGUCUGAUCCAAACAAUUACCAUGAAUUCUGUCGACUGCUGGCCAGACUAAAAAGUAACUAUCAGCUUGGCGAGCUGGUCAAAGUGGAAAACUACCCUGAGGUUAUAAGAUUGAUUGCCAAUUUCACAGUCACCAGCUUACAGCACUGGGAGUUUGCCCCCAACAGCGUGCAUUACCUGCUGAGCCUGUGGCAGCGGCUGGCGGCCUCCGUGCCCUAUGUCAAGGCCACCGAGCCCCACAUGCUGGAGACCUACACUCCAGAGGUGACCAAGGCCUACAUCACAUCACGGCUCGAGUCGGUGCACAUCAUCCUCAGGGAUGGUCUGGAGGACCCUCUGGAUGAUGCAGGUCUCGUGCAGCAGCAGCUGGACCAGCUGUCCACCAUCGGCCGCUGUGAGUACGAGAAGACGUGCGCCCUGCUGGUGCAGCUCUUCGACCAGUCCGCCCAGUCCUACCAGGAGCUGCUCCAGUCCACCAACUCCAGCACCAUGGACAUCGCCGUUCAGGAAGGCCGAUUGACUUGGCUGGUGUACAUCAUCGGGGCUGUGAUAGGAGGCAGGGUUUCUUUCGCCAGUACAGAUGAACAAGACGCCAUGGAUGGAGAGCUUGUGUGUCGAGUCUUACAGUUGAUGAAUUUGACCGACUCUCGACUGGCGCAGGCCGGCAACGAGAAGCUCGAGUUGGCCAUGCUCAGUUUCUUUGAACAGUUCCGCAAAAUUUACAUCGGUGACCAGGUGCAGAAAUCAUCAAAGUUGUACCGGCGCCUGUCUGAAGUCUUGGGGCUGAAUGAUGAGACCAUGGUACUCAGUGUGUUCAUUGGGAAAAUAAUUACCAAUCUGAAGUACUGGGGACAGUGUGAACCAAUCACCUCCAAGACACUACAGCUUCUAAAUGACCUCUCCAUUGGGUACAGUAGUGUGAGAAAGCUGGUGAAACUCACUGCGGUCCAGUUCAUGCUGAAUAACCACACAAGUGAGCACUUUUCCUUCCUGGGCGUGAACAAUCAAUCCAACCUCAGCGACAUGAGGUGUCGGACCACCUUCUACACAGCCCUCGGCCGCCUGCUCAUGGUGGAUCUGGGGGAGGACGAGGACCAGUUUGAGCAGUUCAUGCUUCCUCUGACAGCAGCGUUCGAGGCCGUCGCAGCAAUGUUCAGCACUAACACUUUCAAUGAGCAAGAGGCCAAAAGGACAUUAGUGGGACUGGUUCGAGACCUGAGAGGAAUCGCCUUUGCCUUUAAUGCCAAGACCUGCUUCAUGAUGCUCUUUGACUGGAUCUACCCCACUUACAUGCCCAUCCUGCAGAGGGCGAUAGAGCUCUGGUACCAUGUCCCUGCCUGCACCACUCCUGUGCUCAAGCUGAUGGCUGAGCUCGUCCACAACAGGUCCCAGAGACUACAGUUUGACGUGUCAUCGCCCAACGGGAUCCUGCUGUUCAGAGAAACAAGCAAAAUGAUUACAACCUACGGGAACCGCAUCUUGACUCUGGGCGAGGUGCCAAAGGACCAGGUGUACGCGCUGAAGCUCAAGGGCAUCUCCAUCUGCUUCUCCAUGCUCAAGGCCGUGCUCAGCGGUAACUACGUCAACUUCGGCGUCUUCCGUCUCUACGGCGACGACGCCCUGGACAACGCCCUUCAGACCUUCAUCAAGCUUCUCCUCUCCAUCCCACACAGCGACCUGCUUGACUAUCCCAAGCUCAGUCAGUCCUACUACUCACUGCUAGAGGUGCUCACCCAGGACCACAUGAACUUCAUCGCAAGCCUGGAGCCUCACGUGGUCAUGUACAUCCUAUCCUCCAUUUCAGAGGGGCUCACUGCACUUGAUACAAUGGUAUGCACGGGUUGCUGCUCCAGCCUGGACCACAUAGUAACGUACCUGUUCAAGCAGCUCUCGCGCAGCACCAAGAAGCGGGCAGCUCCCAUGGCCCAGGAGAGUGACCGCUUCUUGCACAUCAUGCAGCAGCACCCCGAGAUGAUCCAGCAGGUGAGGGCCACAUCCUCUACACCACCCCUGGCUCAGAUGCUGUCAACUGUGCUCAAUAUUAUUAUUUUUGAAGACUGCAGGAAUCAGUGGUCUAUGUCACGACCACUUCUAGGCCUGAUCCUGCUGAAUGAGAAGGUAGGGUAUUUUGCAGACUUGAGGAACAGCAUUGUGAACAGCCAGCCACCAGAAAAACAGCAAGCCAUGCACUUAUGCUUUGAAAACUUAAUGGAGGGCAUAGAACGGAACCUGCUUACCAAAAACAGAGACAGGUUUACACAGAACCUUUCAGUAUUUAGAAGAGAAGUCAACGACUCCAUGAAGAAUUCCACUUACGGGGUAAACAGCAACGACAUGAUGAGCUGACAUUCCACAGAGCACCAGCGGUGUGGUCGCACCCCCCUCUGUGCUCCCGCAUCCUCAACCCCCCAGGCCCAGACGCCAGGGAGUCACCGCUGCGCCAGCCUGCACCUCCUGCUCCCCGACCCUUAACCUCAGCACCAUUUCUCCCCCCUCCCCCUCCCCCCUGCUCUUCUCCCCCUUUUUAUAUAUUCACAUAUAAAUACACACAGAUUUUAAAGCCAGUUUCUCGAGGUCACUCCACUGGCCUUCCUGUAGUCAGUCGGGGCUCAAAGUCCAAAGAGAGUUUGGUUGGGGAAUCGUUUAGGGGCAGAAGAGCUGGGGGUGCCCAGAGACACUGGCACAAACUGAUGAGUGGCUGCUGUUCUUCCAUCUCUCGAGAUUUGGGGAGGGUGUGGAUUUUGUGUGUGUGUGUGUGUGUGUGUGUGUGUGUGUGUGUGUGUGGGGGUGUGUGCGCGUGUAUGUGUGUUUGGGGAGGGGGGGCCGGGUGUAAGCUGGUAUAUGUAGUGCUCUGCUUCUGCCUGCCUUGUAUAGAAACACACAAAAAAAGAAGUGUACAUUUUUUUCAUAACAUUUUGAACAAUGUUUAUAAUGAUUUCAAUUUAAGAAAAAAAAAAGAAAAAAAAAAAGAUGAAAGUGUGUGACAUUUUUACAGUCUAGUAAGUUAGUGCAACUGUGCUGAAGUGUGGGUUUGUCUGUAUGAAGAGAAUACUAUAUCCAAGUGACAGAUGUUUGAUUGGCGUGAGUGGUGUGAUAGAUCCAGUACAGUCAGAGAGGUGCUUGUGGAGGCGGGGCAUGGGAAAGAGGGUGGGGUGGGGGCGGUUUUGCUUGAGGGAGUGAGGGAAAGAAGAAAAAAUGCGUUUGUAUAUUUUCCUUAAAUCUUUAGAGUGACAUGAUGGCGCAUGGAAGACUUUGUAAAUACACUAUUUCCUGCUGCCUUUCAGUUGCAGAGUAAUGUCUGUUAGGGGCCAGUGGGAUCCCAUUCCCAUUACUCAAGUCUGAGGUGUGCUAAUGAAAUGAUUGCGUCGAUAAUGCUAGUGGUUGUGAUGAGUGACUUUAAAAAAAUAAAAACCUUCCCCUUAGGCCAUGGAAACAUCCUCUUUGCCUUUAGCUCUGAGUGUUGGGAACACACGCUCGCUACCCUGGCCUAGGAGUUAGCGAUUGAAGAUCAAUCAAGUGAAAGUGGAUGAUUGCUGUGUUCAUGUGUAUGAUUCAUUCCGAGACCUCAGCUGCAGGGGGGGUGGGGUGCGCAACCACCAGUCCCCCGCCCCCCCUUCCCCAUUUUUUUUUUUUUUUUUUAUAUUCUCCGAAGGUUUGAUCAUGUCUUUUGUGGAUUUUGAUUAGCUAAAGAAGAUUAUGGUUGUAGUGAAGUUACUCUUCUCCGAGCCUUUUGUCAACUGUUACCCUGCUUUUUAAUCUCACAGGUUUCCAGUCUUUUGUGGCUUUUCUUGUUCACCUGGCAUUUGUUUGGUAGUGAGGCCUAUAGGAUGUAGCUGUGUACUUUAAAAAGAACCUGGUACAACAACUCAUCAGAACAGGAGUGAAUCAAAUCUUGACAGUUGUCUAGCUUUCACCCCCAAUGUUUUUUUUCUGACCCCCUGAAGGAAUCCCAUUUUAUUUUUAAUAACAGAAGAAAAUGAUGCAUCAGACUAUGGUAGAUUUAAAGAAAAAAAGACGCAUUAAACGUCAGAAUGGAAUAUAUUAGCAACUUGUGCUACUCUCAACAGAUGUUGCUGCUAACUGUUUGUGAAGACCUAGCUCAUCUCUAACCAUGUUAAAACACUCAUGGAUGUUUUAAGUCCUUUUUCCCUUCGUUCCCUGAUGUGAAUGUGUCCUUUUUGGCGAAUGUGUGUUGGGUCCAUUGAGUGAUAAGGUAGCUGGUUGAACUGUUUGGAUGUCUGCUACAUAUAGUGUAAGCAUUGUGACUGCAAAAUAAACAUCAAUGGUUUGUA
Clupea harengus (Atlantic herring) is the source of this 5332-nucleotide messenger RNA. It is a transcript of the gene xpo7, whose product is annotated as exportin 7. Gene Ontology annotation, cellular component: nuclear pore; cytoplasm. The record is from RefSeq and is a predicted model, not a curated record. Gene Ontology annotation, biological process: protein export from nucleus. Gene Ontology annotation, molecular function: nuclear export signal receptor activity; small GTPase binding. Lineage: Eukaryota; Metazoa; Chordata; Actinopteri; Clupeiformes; Clupeidae.